Molecule: messenger RNA, 1387 nt
Organism: Portunus trituberculatus (swimming crab)
Lineage: Eukaryota; Metazoa; Arthropoda; Malacostraca; Decapoda; Portunidae
Exons: 11
Coding region: 7-1350 (447 amino acids)
Source: RefSeq, a predicted model, not a curated record
CUUCACAUGGGUGUCUCAGGGGUAGCCGUGACCUUGGUGGGGGUGGUGGUGGUGAUGGUGGUUGGGGUACAGGGCCACAACACCACGAGGGAACGUCCAGGGUGGCAGCCGCGUCUUGUGGGGUCAACACCUCUGAAACACGCGGCGUUCAUUGAGGCAUACUUCUCGGAGGAUGCAAAGCUGGACUACCAGGAUCGUUGGAGCAUCUACAUCUCCACCUUUGAUCCGCUAGGGGGGACAGACGAGGUGUACCGGGUGAGGUCCCCUGGCCGCCACAUGGACAACCCCUCAGCAUGGACCGUGGAGGUGAUGGACAACUCUGCCGUCUGGCCCAACAACCCCGACCACCUGCCCAGCUCCGUGGCAGGCGCUGAGGGCGUGGUAUGGACUUCAGGCUUCCUUGUGCCCGGGAAAGGUGACGGCCAGCUGCAGAUGUACCAGACAGGGAAGGAUCCGAUGCCCCCAGCUGUGGACAUUGCCUCCUUAUCUACUAACACGUGGUCAUAUCACCGAGUGGUGUGGAAGGACAUGGAUCUGGAUGGUGACCUGGAUGCACUCACUGCUCGCUUCCACCAGCCCCUUCUUGGCUCGACCAAGAAGGAGUUAGUGUGGCUUGAGAACGAGGGACAGGGGUUCGUUGAGGGUUGGAUGCAGCACGUGAUAGCGAACGACGGGCCUGACGUGUCCUUUGCGACUGUCAAGCUGUCAGCGGGCGGGAGGGACUUUGACUGCCUCGUGAUUGGUGAGUUCUUCAAUGAGCGCACCUCGAUCUACUGGACGGAGAGUGAAGAGGGAAGCUGGGCCGAUCCUAACCUGAUAAGGUCACGAGUCAUCAACGAGGAGGCUGGCCAGGUGUUUGAUGUGCUGGUGGAUGACUUUAACAGGGACGGCACGCUGGAGUUCAUAGCCACAGAAUACAGGAAGGAUCUGGGAGUGGGUCAAGCUACCAUUUACCUGUUCCCCGAGGAUUUCAGAACCGAUGAUUUCACACAUUUCAAGAUUGCGGACAGCUUUCGGCCUAACCAGAUCCUUGGCGCCCAGACCAUGUCCCCAGGAUCCCCAAAGUCCUUCUAUCCUACGGCGGAGUUUGCGGCAGGACUAGCAGAGGACGGACUCCCCCACAAACCCUACAUCCUUCUCUCCGGAGACGAUGACGGGAGAAUGUACGUUUUGUUCCCUAAUUCUGAUGCACGAGAUGAUUGGGUGUACCAGAAGCACAUCCUCAUUGACACGGAGAAGACAACGAUCGGCAAGAUGGCGCAUGGUGAUUUCGAUGGUGACGGCUUUGAGGAUGUGGUGGUGGCAGGGUAUUCCAUAGGUCAGCUCUAUCUCUUCACCUACAGUCCCUAGAAACACCGGAGGCUCUUCCUUAACUAACCUGAUCCUA